Zalophus californianus (California sea lion) is the source of this 9047-nucleotide messenger RNA. RefSeq names its product potassium voltage-gated channel subfamily Q member 5 (gene KCNQ5). The record is from RefSeq and is a predicted model, not a curated record. NCBI's taxonomy places the organism in Eukaryota, Metazoa, Chordata, Mammalia, Carnivora, Otariidae. Gene Ontology annotation, molecular function: voltage-gated potassium channel activity. Gene Ontology annotation, cellular component: membrane. Gene Ontology annotation, biological process: transmembrane transport; potassium ion transport. Bases 1722 to 4529 code for a protein of 935 amino acids. The transcript has 14 exons.
CUGCGGGUGACCAGGGGCCGGCGAGAGGGCUUCACGCAAAUAAGAGCGAACAAUACAAAGUAAAAGAAAGUAAAAGUAAAGCAUUUAAAUGGAGCUACUGCCAGAGGCGGAAAGGAGCUGCCGCGGGCGUGGGUGUGUGUACCCGAGGGAGUUGAGAGAGUAUCUCUGAGGGGCGGAGACAGCUGAAAUAAGACUUUUGCUUUAGUAUUGCCUCGGUUUCAGGCUUCUAGAAGGAAAUCUCUACCUGCUCCGGCUUUGUGGUGGAACCUUAGUUCUUCCUUCAGUUUAACUUGGUUGUUUUCUUUCGUAUUUUGGUGGGGGGGGGGGAGAAUCCACGCUGUUGGAAGAAGUUUCCAAGCCCGGCUUCCUUUCAGUUUCCCCACACUGACUGUGAGGUUUAACUGCUUGUGCUUUAUAACGCAGUGUUGCUGAAGGCCAGAGGCCGAAGCCAGUGGCACCGUGGCCUCCCUCCCCGCCGAGGGCGCGCACGCUUUGGGUCGCGAAUGUCAGAGGUGGUGGGAGACUCAGCCAGUCCUAACUCGCCACACGUCUCUCACCGUGUAAGGUACAGCCUACAAGGGGUGGGGUGAGGACCCCGAGAAGCUGGUGUCUUGGGCUCCCUGCCCUCCGGGGUUUUUCUCCCAGACGCUGGGCCCGCCGCUGCCACUGCCGAGACUUAACAGUUUUAUGACUUUUUCGGACUUAAAUGGAAAUUUCUUGACUAAGGAAACCCAGUUCGCUCUCCCAUGCUUCGCGCCGCUGUCAGGCGGAGCCCCGGGGCAACUCGUUAACCGCGGAGGAGCCACUUUGUAGUUUUUAUGCCCUCCCCACACUCCACCCCCCGGGCUAGGAAGGAUGUCCGUUUACUCGAUGGCUUGCUACCUGAUGCUGGGAUGGAAAGUCACAGCCCGAAAGCUGGAGUGAGCCGCGGGGAGAUGCCCGCUCCCCGCCUCUCCGGCUUGGGAGUUGUGUCCUGCGGGUCUGCACACUGAACUGGCAGGAACCCUCCAGCUGUGCGGGAACCUGACCGCCACUGCGGGGAGCGUCGCCCUGCAGGGCAGGUCAGGGCCGUUGCCGCUCACACCCUUGCGCAAGGAUGGCGGGACCUGGCGCGGCAUCGUAGCGGCCGGAGUGAGCAGAGACCUGCAUCUCCAGUUUCUCCUCAGGGCACGAGACCGACUUACCUUACGGACAGCUCCCAAGCCCCCGAGAGAACUAAACAAAGUCGCGCCUAGGAGAGGGGCUUCCGAGCCCCGUCCCCUCUGGGGGAGGGGGCGGACGCAGUCUGGGCGUGAGGAAUCGAGUGCGAGAAGAAAGGGGGAGCCUGGGGCUGGGUGUGCGCGCGUGGGAGCGCGCCUCCGAGCGCCCCGCACUCCACGGGUCCAGCCUUGGGGGCACUUGGGAAGGAGGGAGUGAUAGCUGCGGGAAUAAGAGGGAGCAAGAGAAACCCUCUCAAAGUGACGCCCCCAAACAGGUCCUGAUUUUGAAUUUGGACCUAAAGACUGCUAGAAAUUGGGCCUCCUUCGCACACCCCUCUCCGCCCCCACCCCGAAGCCCCGGCGGUGUGCUGGCUGCUUGCUUCCCCGCCCCUAUCUCGGAGGUCGCGGGCCGGCGGGCUCUCCGUCGGCCGCGGCUUCCUCCUCGAAACCCGCCCGCGCGCAUGAGGCCGCUGCCCCCGCCACAGGCACUGGCGCCCCCCUCGCAGUGCCCGUGGUGAUGCCAUGCCCCGCCACCACGCGGGAGGAGAGGAGGGCGGCGCCGCCGGGCUCUGGGUGAAGAGCGGCGCGGCGGCGGCGGCGGGCGGGGGGCGCCUGGGCAGCGGCAUGAAGGAUGUGGAGUCGGGCCGGGGCAGGGUGCUGCUGAACUCAGCCGCCGCCAGGGGCGACGGCCUGCUGCUGCUGGGCACCCGCGCGGCCGCGCUCGGUGGCGGCGGCGGCGGUAGCGGCGGCGGCCUGAGGGAGAGCCGCCGGGGCAAGCAGGGGGCCCGGAUGAGCCUACUGGGGAAGCCGCUCUCGUACACCAGUAGCCAGAGCUGCCGGCGCAACGUCAAGUACCGGCGGGUGCAGAACUAUCUGUACAACGUGCUGGAGAGACCCCGCGGCUGGGCGUUCAUCUACCACGCGUUCGUUUUUCUCCUUGUCUUUGGUUGCUUGAUUUUGUCAGUGUUUUCCACCAUCCCUGAGCACACAAAAUUGGCCUCAAGUUGCCUCUUGAUUCUGGAGUUCGUGAUGAUUGUCGUCUUUGGUUUGGAGUUCAUCAUUCGAAUCUGGUCUGCAGGUUGCUGUUGUCGGUAUAGAGGAUGGCAAGGAAGACUGAGAUUUGCCCGAAAGCCCUUCUGUGUUAUAGAUACCAUUGUUCUUAUCGCUUCAAUAGCAGUUGUUUCUGCAAAAACUCAGGGUAAUAUUUUUGCCACGUCUGCACUCAGAAGUCUCCGUUUCCUACAGAUCCUCCGCAUGGUGCGCAUGGACCGAAGGGGAGGCACUUGGAAAUUACUAGGUUCAGUGGUUUAUGCUCACAGCAAGGAAUUAAUCACAGCUUGGUACAUAGGAUUUUUGGUUCUUAUUUUUUCAUCUUUCCUUGUCUAUCUUGUGGAAAAAGAUGCCAAUAAAGAGUUUUCUACAUAUGCAGAUGCUCUCUGGUGGGGCACAAUUACAUUGACAACGAUUGGCUAUGGAGACAAAACCCCCCUAACUUGGCUGGGAAGAUUGCUUUCUGCAGGCUUUGCGCUUCUUGGCAUUUCUUUCUUUGCACUUCCUGCCGGCAUUCUUGGCUCAGGUUUUGCAUUAAAAGUACAAGAACAGCACCGUCAGAAACACUUUGAGAAAAGAAGGAACCCAGCUGCCAACCUCAUUCAGUGCGUUUGGCGUAGUUAUGCAGCUGAUGAGAAAUCUGUUUCCAUUGCAACCUGGAAGCCACACUUGAAGGCCUUGCACACCUGCAGCCCUACCAAGAAAGAACAAGGGGAAACAUCCAGCAGUCAGAAGCUAAGUUUUAAGGAACGAGUACGCAUGGCUAGCCCCAGGGGCCAGAGUAUUAAGAGCAGACAAGCCUCAGUAGGUGACAGGAGGUCCCCGAGCACCGACAUCACCGCCGAGGGCAGCCCCACCAAAGUGCAGAAGAGCUGGAGCUUCAACGACCGAACCCGUUUCCGGCCCUCACUGCGCCUCAAAAGUUCUCAGCCAAAACCAGUGAUAGACGCUGACACAGCGCUUGGCACUGAUGAUGUAUAUGAUGAGAAGGGUUGCCAGUGUGAUGUAUCAGUGGAAGACCUCACCCCACCGCUUAAAACUGUCAUUCGAGCUAUCAGGAUUAUGAAAUUUCAUGUUGCAAAACGGAAGUUUAAGGAAACAUUACGCCCAUAUGAUGUAAAAGAUGUCAUUGAACAGUAUUCUGCUGGUCAUCUAGACAUGUUGUGUAGAAUUAAAAGUCUCCAAACACGUGUUGACCAAAUUCUUGGAAAAGGGCAAAUCACAUCGGAUAAGAAGAGCCGAGAGAAAAUAACAGCAGAACACGAGACCCCCGAUGACCUCAGUAUGCUCGGCCGGGUGGUCAAGGUGGAGAAGCAGGUACAGUCCAUCGAGUCCAAGCUGGACUGCCUACUCGAUAUAUAUCAACAGGUCCUCCGGAAAGGCUCUGCCUCCGCCCUCACUUUGGCCUCAUUCCAGAUCCCACCUUUUGAAUGUGAACAGACAUCUGACUAUCAAAGCCCUGUGGAUAGCAAAGACCUGUCCAGUUCCGCACAGAACAGUGGCUGCUUAUCCAGAUCAGCGAGUGCCAACAUCUCCCGAGGCCUGCAGUUCAUUCUGACGCCAAAUGAGUUCAGCGCUCAGACUUUCUACACGCUUAGCCCUACUAUGCACAGUCAAGCAACACAGGUGCCAAUGAGUCAAAGUGAUGGCUCCGCAGCAGCGGCCACCAGCAACAUUGCAAACCAAAUAAAUGUGGCACCUAAGCCAGCAGCCCCAACAACUUUACAGAUACCGCCUCCUCUCCCAGCCAUCAAGCAUCUGCCCAGGCCAGAGACCCUGCACCCGAACCCCGCAGGCUUGCAGGAAAGCAUUUCCGAUGUCACCACCUGCCUUGUUGCCUCCAAGGAAAAUGUUCAGGUUGCACAGUCAAAUCUGACCAAGGACCGUGCUCUAAGGAAAAGCUUUGACAUGGGGGGAGAGACUCUGUUAUCUGUCCACCCCGUGGUGCCCAAGGACUUGGGCAAAUCUCUGUCGGUACAAAACCUGAUCAGGUCGACAGAGGAACUGAAUAUACAGCUUUCUGGGAGUGAGUCAAGUGGCUCCAGAGGCAGCCAAGAUUUUUACCCCAAAUGGAGGGAAUCCAAAUUGUUUAUAACUGAUGAAGAGGUGGGUCCCGAAGAGACUGAGACAGACACGUUUGAUGCCAUGCCGCAACUUGCCGGGGAAACUGCUUUUGCAUCAGACUCUCUAAGGACUGGAAGAUCUCGAUCAUCUCGGAGCAUUUGUAAGGCAGGAGAAAGUACAGAAGCCCUCAGCUUGCCUCAUGUCAAACUGAAAUAAGGUCUCCGUUUUCCUUCUAGCAUAGCAGUUCCUUUAGCCAUACAUAUCAUUGCAUGAACUAUUUUGAAAGCCCUUCUAAAAAGUUGAAAUUGCAAGAAUCAGGAAGAACAUGAAAGGCAGUUUAUAAGCCCGUUAUCUUUUAAUUGCAUGAAAAUGCAUGUUUAGGGAUGGCUGAAAUUCCAAGGUACAUCAACAUUAACCCACUCAUUUAGUAACGUACCUUGUGUAAAAAUCCUGAGAAACCAAACACUGCUAAUGCUAUGGGGUGUGUGAAAAUGUCAAGAUUAGGUCACUUAGAAGAUUUGACUCUGUGUUUUGAAAUUAUGGUAGUAAUUGGAAGUAAACAACUUCAAAUUUCAGGCAUUUCUGCUUUGUGAUUAAAUACAAAAUACAUUUUCAAAAUUAGGCCAUAAUGUAUAUGUAAACACAAUGGCUACCAUCAACCGCUGCUAACAAGGUAUCGAGUAAAGCAGAACUUGGGAAUAAUAGAAAUGGCUGCUUCCUUCAAGAUAUAUUUGCCAACCCAUUCCUAUUCAGUCAUUUUAUUAUUAAUGUAAUUUGAAUGUCGGUCUGUGUGCUUUUGGUGAUUCAACGCUGUGGCAAGCAAUUUUGCACAUCAUUUUCAUGUUCUUUAUGACAAGAAUGUUCUUCAAUUAGAAAGCGUGCAAAUAAUGAAAUUCAGGGCCAGUGGGGCAAAUAGACUAUCUGACACAAGUGAUUUCACGGGAACAUAGUCCCUGAUGGCUGAAUCAACUUUAUACGUGGUCAACUUCUACACGCGCGAAUACAGUCCUCCUGAGUAGAAGGGCCAGUGCCCUGGGGCUGAUCUCUCUGCAACGCGCCACCCUGGCUUGCCAGGGCUACCCCAAGUGUGAGAAACCAUAUCGAGUGUGAGAAACCAUUCCCGCUGAACUGAUAAUACAGGCAGGAUCCUGGAGAAUUAGACAUUUGGGUGAGACUGAGAUGAGAAAGGCUUGAAAAGAAUCCAGACACAACACCAGGAAGUAGGUGAAGUUAACGAAAAUAGCUUUGCCCUCAGAAGGCAAUGAGAGGGAGAAAAACAAACCAAAAUAGAAGAACUUGAUCUUUUUAGAAGAUGAAUAUUGCUAGGGAAUUCAACUACCUAAACAUCCCUUAUUCUUAUAUAUAAACGGAGAAUUUUGCAAGGUAUUUAUUUUUUACUACACCCUGAAUGUUUUUUGCUAAUAACCUAGUACAUUUUGCAUAUGGAAGGCUACAACUCAACUUCCUUUACUUUUUAUACUGUAGCGAACAUUUUCUAUGCUCCCCCAAGAAUGUUGCCCCAAACCUCUAAUUAGGGGUUCCGUUUCCUGGUGUACACAUUCACAGUUAGAAGCCAGUACCCCCUGCAGGGUCUGCAGAUCAAAACACUGAAAUCAUAUAGCACAGCAGCAAGGACCCAAGGGAAACAAAAUGAGAGAUGCAUUUACCAGAAAGCAAGCCACGCCAACUGCUUGUUGGAAACCUGUCUAGCGGUCUCAGAACUUCAGCCAAGGUAACGGCAUUCAAAAGGCAAGGGGGAGCCAGAGAGCACUUCAGUUCAGUUCCACUCCAGCCACAGGCCUUAUGGAAGGAAGAGUUUUUUCCUUGGCAGAUAGUGCUCCUCCAAAAAAACCUUCAGCAGCCAGGAAGACAAAGCAGGGAUAGCAACUGGCUGUCCAAAGGCAGGAGGAGACCCUGAAAUCCACCCAUCCUGCCCACCUGGCUCCCCCAGCAGGCCGUCUCCAACCCCUGACUCUCCUCUGACCUUUCUUCUUCAUUAACUUCUCAGUUAGUUCCCUGCCACUGUUUUGCUCCUGACCUUCGCCAGGCUUUACCCGGUCUCCAUCCCCAAGUAAACCACUUCUCCGCUCUUCCUCAGAUAGGCUUCUCAACCUUUGAAAAUCCUUGUCCCUUUUGAUAAACACUGAAAUUCUAAACGCCUCCUCUUCUCAACCCACCUGGAUUCUAGCACACUCCCCUGGAAUGUAUCAUUCAGCAUCUUCUUGGCUGCUGGAGACAUGCAGAAGUUAGGGUCUAAAUUUUUUCUCCAGUCAAAAAAAGAUUUUACCAAGCUUUUAAAGCAACGGUUUUCAUUUUUGAAGCACAGAAUUUUAGUAAAUUAUGAAAUGCAAUUUUUCACCUACUAUGUCUCCACUCAAACUGAACUUGUGAUACACCCUCCCAAGGAGGUGGUACACACACACACACACACACACACACACACACACACACACACACACACACACACAUCAUUCCACUGACCUAAAGCCAGACACCUGCCAUGCACUUGGCAGGCUCUCUCCAAUUAUCAGUCGAGGAAGAGGAGGGAGGCAGCAACUUUCAGGUAGCACUGAUUCCUGGACACACCCUGUCCUGGGUCGAACCCCACUGGCAGCAGGAAUUCUGAAUGUACUGGGGACCCCUCCUUAGGCCUCUCUAGGCCUCCAACACAGUACAGUUCAUCCAGCGUUGCUGAAGACUGAAGAUUCAGAAACAAGCCCUAAAUGCAUCACUGAGGUCUUAAUCAUAGCAAAAUGUGAUAAACCACAAUGCGAAAAACUUUUAUACAUUGAAGCCAUGACCAUUUUGUGUGUAUACCUUACUCUAGCACAAAAACUCUUGGAUGUUCAAAGAUAGUUGUAUGAAAGCUGUAGGGUUUUGUCUGUUGUGUUACUCUCUACGGAGUUGAGAGGGGUCUCCCAUUUACUCUUAGCAAAGUCCCAGUAGUCGAUGCCAAAUGGUGUCUUGAAGCACAAUUUAGCUGAGCACUGAGCAGCCACAUGCUUUCUCAGUUCAAGUUUGUCUGCCUUCUUCAAUAUGUAGGGUUGAUCAAGCUAACACUGGCAAACAUCCCUUAUAUGAGGUUGACUAAAAAUAUUGCUGUGUCUGGUCUAAAUGUUUGCAUUUUGUUCAAUUAAAUUAAUAUCUGUAGGUUGCAAGUUUUGUUUUAAGUAAGAGACACUUUAUUGAGUUUUUAAGUCUUUAUCUCCUGUUCAAAGGUGCCUUUCUCACCUCCCAUUGACUCAGUGAUUCUGAAAGUUUAUAAUUUGCAGGUGAAACAAGUCUAAUAGAGAGGAGGAAAUCAGGCACAGUGACUAAUUCUCAUGCCCAUUGGCAAAGCAAAACUACAAGAAAGAACGAAACCUGAGCAACUAAAUUAAUGGAUCACUUCAUCCAACCAGACUGAGAAAAUGUCAGAAACAUUAACUUAUCUCCCCAGAAGCUGAUAUUUUUUGCCUUAAAUGACAUGGUUGUGUUUUUGUAAGAGAAACUUAAUAUAAUUACGUGCAUUUUAAGUGAGCAGUUCUAAAAGUCGAGUAUGAGAAUACAGUUGUCUGUUCCUGAGAACAAAUCAAUCAGGAAUAUCAUACCCAUCUCAAGCUAUCAUUGAAAUGUAAUCUCCUUUGCUCUCUUUUACUGGGCUCAUUUGUUUUAAAGUAAAACAUUAAAAAGAUGUCUAUAAACAGUGUGACUAUUUUUAUCUGGAACUAACUGGUUGGUUCUGAACUGACUGAUCCCAGUCAACCGAACUGGCUGUGUACAGAUUUGGGGCUGAAAUACAAAAGUUAUCUUCCUGCAGUGUCAGUGAAGAAAUCAUUGGUAAUUUGGGGAGGGGGAGAUUUGCAAAUGUUUUUGAGAGUGUAUCAUAAGAAAAAUUAAUUAGAUGUUAAUCAAAACUCAGAAAGCAGCGCAUGUGAGCUUUGUAUUAACUAUAAUAAAAGGGUGUGCUAAACAAGUAAUAGGAAAUCACUGGGGGACCAGGCAGGUGCGCCAACCUGCAGCCCCUGGCUACUCAGAACUACCAUGUUUAGCAUCCAGCCAGCCCUGCCUUACCAGGGGAGGACUUCUCCAAAAGCGAUCUUUUCCUUCUUCCCUAAGAUGGCCCGUUCCUUCUGUUUUCCUAGUAAUUUUGCUCUAAGUAUCCAUGAUUAAUUCAAGUGGAAUGUUAGGACUCUGGAAUACUAAGUAACAAAGCCCUAACAGAGGCACUUGGGACAGGAGGAAGAAGUGAGGGAGUGUUAUCCUGGAGGAUAAGGUGAGGGGACUUCCCACUAUCGCUCUGAGACCAAACAGGUAUGUGCCUAGACCUGAGUGAAAAUAAAAUUGUUUAUGGAACGUGCCUGCUUAAUCAACUUAAAAGUGUAAAUCACUUCCAAACACUUUUGAACUAGUUUAUAGCACAAUCUCUCACCCCCACCAUUUAAAAGCAAAAUUUACUUAUGACAACUAUUCUACCUUGACCAUUGAUAAAAAUAGUUUCCCGUACCUUGAAGCAGCAACUUUUAUUAGCCUGGCUUUAACUGCUUCAAAAAUGUGUGAGUAAAAAUUGUGGCUUUUUUUUUAUUACAUUUUCAUUACAACAAGAUGUCACCUUCUAGCCUACCUAACUGCAAAUUAUUGAAGAUUUUACUACAUUUCAAAGCAGAAAUUUUUCAGAUGCAUUGUGUAUAAACUAUAGAUUUAUGCAAGGCCCUGGAAAUUACAGCACCACAAAACUGGUAAAUGGCAAAAUGU